This is a messenger RNA of Acanthosepion pharaonis, 1770 nucleotides long. The record is from the annotation of a GenBank genome assembly. NCBI's taxonomy places the organism in Eukaryota, Metazoa, Mollusca, Cephalopoda, Sepiida, Sepiidae.
AUGGACUGUCAUUUUUUCUUAUUUGGUCUUUCUUUUUGGUCUUUUCUCCUUCAUCUUCUCUUUUCUUUCUUUUCUUUUUUUUUUUUUCUUUUCUUUUUCUUUUCUCUUUCUCUUUCUCUUCUUCUCUUUUCUUCUUUUUCUCUUCUUUCUCUCUUUUAUUUUUUCUUCUUUCUUUCUUCUCUUCUUUUUUCUUUUCUCUUUUCUUUAUCUUCUUCUUCUUUUCUCUCUUUCUUUUCUCUUUUUUUCUUCUUUUUUUUCUUUUUCUUUCUUUUCUUCUCUUCUUUCUCUUUUUUCUCUUUCUUUCUCUUCUUCUCUUCUCUUUCUUUUCUCUUCUUUCUUUCUUCUCUUCUUCUUUUAAGUUUUUCUUUUCUUUUCUCUUCUUCUCUUUUCUUUUCUCUUCUUUUUCUCUUUCUCUUCUCUUUUCUCUUCUCUUUUCUCUCUUUUUUUUUCUCUUCUUUUUUUUUUUCUUUUUCUCUUCUCUUUUUCUUUUCUCUUCUUUCUUCUUCUCUUCUUUGGGCUUUCUCUUCUUCUUCUUUCUUUUCUUCUCUUUUUUUUCUCUUCUCUUUCUUCUUCAAAUUCUCUUCUUCUCUUCUCUUCUUCUUUCUUCUUUCUUCUUUUCUUCUUCUCUUCUUUUCUCUUCUCUUUUUUUCCAUCUCUUCUUUCUCUUCUCUUUUUUUCUUCUCUUCUCUUCUUCUUUUCUCUUCUUUCUUCUCUUCUCUUCUUCUCUUUUUUUCUCUCUUCUCUUUCUCUUUCUCUUCUUCUUUCUCUUCUUCUCUUCUCUUCUUUUUUUCUCUUUUCUUUCUCUUCUCUUCUCUUCUUUUCUUCUCUUCUCUUCUCUUUCUCUUUCUUUUCUUUUUCUCUCCUCUUCUCUUCUUCUCUUCCCUUCUCUCUUCUUUUCUUCUCUUCUCUUCUCCUUCUUUUUUUUUUUCUCUUUCUCUUCUUUUCUUCUCCUCUUCUCUUCUUUUUCUUCUUUUCUUUCUUCUUUUUCUCUUUUUUCUUUUUCUUUCCUUCUUUUUAUUUUUUUUUCUUCUUUUCUCUUUUCUUCUCUUUCUCUUCUUUCCUCUUCUUUCUUUUUUCUCUUUUCUUUCUCUUUUUUCUCUUCUUUCUUCCUUCUCUUUUUUUCUUUUCUCUUCUUUUCUUUUCUUCUCUCUAUUCUCUUCUCUUUCUCUUCUCUUCUUUCUUCUCUUCUUUCUUCUCUUUUCUUUUCUCUUCUCUUCUUCUUUCUUCUUCUCUUCUCUUAAAAUUUUUUUUAAAAUCUCUUCUCUUUUUUUUUCUUUUCUUUCUUUUCUUUUCUUUUUCUUUUUCUCUCUUUAUUUCUUUUUUCUUCUUCUUUUCUUUUCUUUCUUCUCUUCUCUCUUCUUUUUCUUUCUCUUCUCUUCUCUUCUCUUCUUCUCUUCUCUUUUUCCUUCUCUUUCUCUUCUAUCUUCUUCUUUCUCUUCUCUCUUCUCUUCUUUCUUCUCUUCUUUCUCUUUCUCUUCUUUUUCUUCUUUUCUUUUUCUCUUCUCUUCUUCUCUUCCCUUCUCUCUUUUUUUUCUUUCUUCUCUUCUCUUCUUUUCUCUUCUCUUAAAUCUUUCCCACUCUUCUUCUCUUCUUUUCUCUCUUCUCUUUUCUCUUCUUUUCUCUCUUCUCUUCUCUUUUCUCUUCUUUUCUCUCUUCUCUUCUCUUCUUCUCUUCUCUUCUCUUCUCUUCUUCUCUUCUCUUCUCUUCUCUUCUCUUCUUCUCUUCUCUUCUUCUCUUCUCUUCUCUUCUCUUCUUCUUUUUUUCUUCUAA